Messenger RNA from Syzygium oleosum, 564 nucleotides. Its product is annotated as heavy metal-associated isoprenylated plant protein 19. The coding region runs from base 39 to 467 and encodes 142 amino acids. The record is from RefSeq and is a predicted model, not a curated record. NCBI's taxonomy places the organism in Eukaryota, Viridiplantae, Streptophyta, Magnoliopsida, Myrtales, Myrtaceae. The transcript is spliced from 3 exons. Gene Ontology annotation, molecular function: metal ion binding.
UCCACCCCAAAAUCUUUCUUGCCCUUCCAUUUUCGAUAAUGGGAAACGAGAAGAAGAAGAAGAAGGAAGAACCCAAAGUUGUUGUUGUCGAAUUCAGAGUUUCAAUGCAUUGCAACGCGUGUGAAAGAACGGUUGCAAGAACCAUUUCAAAGAUCAAAGGGGUAGAGAAAUUCUCGACAGAUAUGAACCAGCACAAGGUGGUCGUGACGGGACGGAUCGAUCCAAAGAAGGUUUUGAAGAAGUUGAAGAAGAAGACGGGGAAGAAAGUCGAAAUUCUGGAGAACAAAGAGGACCAAGCGAACAAAGACGGAGCGGACGACGGGGAAGGCGAAGGAGGAUCGAAAGCGUUGGUGGCCGAAGAACAGAAUGCGGUUAUUCAUCCUUCGAUGUUGGGUUAUUGUUGCGUAGAAAAUGAAGUCUUGAUGAUGUUUAGCGACGAGAAUCCGAAUGCAUGUUCCGUGAUGUAGAGAGAGAGAGAAAUGAAGUUUUGUACUAUAUUUAGCGACAAGAGACGAUGUUUAGCGACAAGGAUCUGAAUUAAAUCUUUUCAAUCUCUUAGUUUGG